GCCUCCCCCAACCCAAUCGAACAGUCUCAUCACAUCGUCACACACUUAUUCGACUAUGUCGAUUGAUGUGAUGAUGCACCAAUUAUAGCAAUCGAUAUCAUCGGCGCGCUUCGACGUACCGGCUAGUGAGAUCGCCUAUGAGAGAUACAAUAUGCUGGGGCUCCGUAUGGAACUACGGAGUAUCUGCAAGUAUCCCUCAUGUACUUUGCCGCACUACAUUGCACUAGGUGUACUCGACUGUACCUACGAGUACCUUGGCGCUUCCACGAGCAUACACAGUACUCCGUACUACCCAUUGACUGAUACUCGUAGUCUUGUACCAUGUCCUAACAAUAGUCUUGAAUGAUGUUGAUGUUAUCAGAUACACAGUACGGAGAAGCUGCUGUCUCACUCACAUACAAAUGACAAACAACGACGAACCUGUACGACAACAAGCAUCACAGCGGGCGCUUCUCCCGAACUGCCACCCGACACCCGCCCGUCUGCUGCUCAACCCCGUAGCCGUUUCUGUGCAGCCACACGAAUCGGUGCACUUGGUCACUCGUCGACCUCUCCCACCAUGUACCUUGCAGCCAGAAUAGCCACAAGACCCAUCUUCAAUCAAUGAAUGACCCGCGUGUCGGCCUGUUUGCUUCCAUUUCCAGCACACCACAUUCCAGAAGAAUGCCAUCAUGUAUCUCCAUAAGCUGUCACAUGCGCAUUUUCUACAUCGCUAUGGUACCGUCUGAAACGUCGAUCGCUUCUCAGACAUCGAUAUAGGAUAUGGCAGGUCAAACGUCAUGAUUCACCCCACUCGCCCGCCUUUGCUCUACUAUCCCUGACCAUUCAUCUAUCCAUCCAUCUUGCAUACCCGCC
This is a messenger RNA of Aaosphaeria arxii CBS 175.79, 855 nucleotides long. RefSeq lists its product as uncharacterized. Bases 402 to 581 code for a protein of 59 amino acids. The record is from RefSeq and is a predicted model, not a curated record. NCBI's taxonomy places the organism in Eukaryota, Fungi, Ascomycota, Dothideomycetes, Pleosporales. The transcript is spliced from 2 exons.